Molecule: messenger RNA, 936 nt
Organism: Grosmannia clavigera kw1407
Lineage: Eukaryota; Fungi; Ascomycota; Sordariomycetes; Ophiostomatales; Ophiostomataceae
Exons: 2
Coding region: 1-936 (311 amino acids)
Source: RefSeq, a predicted model, not a curated record
AUGGCGCAGAUAUGUGGUGGAGAUGGUGGAGAUGCUGGAGAUGUUGGAUACGAUGGAGACGGUGGAUACGGACACUGGGGAGGUGGAGGUGGAGAAAGGAAGACCGGCUUCCAAUCGGGCUGUGCCAUACAGAGAAGAGCUGUCCAGGGACUCGCCAGCGUACUCGCGGGCAGCUGUCAUGCGAGCCAGGGCGGUCGAAAUUGUAGGAAGGGUGGUGCCGUUGUCCUUGGCGAUGGAAACGGCAUGGCGAGCGUCCUUGGAUGCCAGAUCGACGCCAAACCCGGGCUUGACGUCGAGUGGCGGUGCGUAAGCGCCGGUAGUCAUCCGCUUCGAGUAGCUUUCGAGAACGGGCCCGAACAUGCUGCCGAUGAACUGUUCCAUCUGUGCCGUGCCAAGACCUGUCUUCUCGGCAAACACGUGUGCUUCAGCCACGAGUUCCUGGAGCCCGAUAACGAAGAUGUUGCUGCGACAGUGACCAUUGUUAGCUUUAUCAGUAUCAGACUGGCCGAUCCCAUCUCGUUCAGCACGUACCCCGAGAUCUUGAGCAGGCUCGACUUGGACACAUCCUCGCCCAUGUUAAUGAUCUGCCGGCCCAUCACGCCGACGACGAAGGGGGUGAGCUUCUCGAUCACAGCGGCCGGGCCAGCCAUGGAGAAGAUGAGCUGGCCAGAGGCGGCGACCGGACUGGCACCGAAGACGGGUGAGGCCACAAACGUGGCUCCCUUUUCCCCGAGCCGCUUUGCGCACUUCGUGCUGGUGUCCGGGUGGACGGUCGAGGUAUCAACCCAGAUCUUGCCCGCGAGGGAGGCAGAGCUGGCGAGAGCCUGGCUCACGAGGUCGUCGAGAACCUGGUCGUUGGAGAUCUUUUAUCAUGCAAUUAGAAUGCGGGUAUCGCGAGAGAAGAAAGGCGAGUGGAGAAUAGACUCACCAUGGUGA